ACCUCUGCGCGAGACACAACGGAGAGGAGCAGGUGGAGCGCGAGCGGGCGGACUUGAAGUGAAGCAACAGACUGGAGGACUUUUACAUUUGUUAUCUCUCUGUCGGACAAAAAGGACGGGAAAGGUGGGCACUGGGGAAAGCAACACACGGCUGCUGGAAGUUGACGAGCUCGGAUUCUCCGCCGUCUGUGUAAGAAGAAGUGACGGAAAAGACAACUGUCUCUACAAGAGGUAGCAGCCUCUCAGCAUGCAGCACUACGGGGUGAACGGCUACUCUCUGCACGCCAUGAACUCCCUCAGCGCCAUGUACAACCUGCACCAGCAGGCCGCGCAACAGGCGCAGCACGCGCCAGACUACCGGCCCUCCGUGCACGCGCUCACACUGGCAGAGAGACUAGCUGACAUCAUCCUGGAGGCUCGCUACGGCUCUCAGCACCGCAAACAGCGCCGGAGCCGCACGGCCUUCACCGCGCAGCAGCUGGAAGCUCUGGAGAAGACUUUCCAAAAGACCCACUACCCGGAUGUGGUGAUGAGGGAGCGGCUGGCCAUGUGCACCAACCUGCCCGAGGCCCGUGUACAGGUUUGGUUCAAAAACCGCAGAGCCAAGUUCCGCAAGAAGCAGCGCAGCCUCCAGAAGGAGCAGCUCCAGAAGCAGAAGGAGGCGUCAGGGGAAGGAAGGAGCGAGAAGGAGGACGCACCUCCCUCCACAACUAUCCUUCCCGACACCCAGCUCCCUCCUCCAUCCUCCUCCUCCUCGUCUCUGGAGACAGAGGGUCCUGUAGUCCGUGUUGUACCGCUGGACAUGGAGCUCAACGUCACGUCCGCAGAACACUCUGGCAGCGAGUCGGCGACCGAGGACAACGCCACCGAUAAGGAGGACGAGAGGAAAUCCCAGAGAGAGGAGAUGAAGUGUGAGAGAGCAGCGACUCCCGGCGACGUUUCUCCAGGUUGCAAAAGACUCAGCCCUAAACCAGACUCUCCCCUGGUUUCUCCGUCCGUGACCCCCCCCUCCUCCUCCUCCUCCUCCUCCUCCAGCGGCGGCCUGGCCAGCAGCGCCCCCCUCUCUCAGAGCCACUCUUACUCCUCCUCCCCCCUCAGCCUGUUUCGUCUGCAGGAGCAGUUCCGCCAGCACAUGGCUGCCACCAACAACCUGGUGCACUACCCUGCCUUUGACCUCACCGCCCCAUCUUCCCUUCCCUACCUUGGGAUGAAUGUCAACAUGCCCCCCGCGCCGCUGGGCUCUCUGCCCUGCCAGUCUUAUUACCAGUCCCUGUCCCAUCACGCCCAGCAGGUGUGGAACAGCCCGCUGCUGCAGGCGUCGGCUGCAGGCGGCCUCGCCAGCCACAACAGCAAGACCACCAGCAUCGAGAACCUGCGUCUGAGGGCCAAGCAGCACGCCGCCUCGCUGGGACUGGACACAAUGUCUAACUGAGAAUCCGAUCGUAUGGAGGACAAUGUAAACUAGGCCUACACAUCAGCCCAUCCCACUGCGUGUCUGCAUGUGUGACUGUGAUAGUUCUUUAGGAGCCGUAUACUGAAGCCCUUCUCAAGUAGAUGGGCAGAGGACAUGCAGAGAUGUCCAAAAAUAAAUAAAAAAAACAUGCCAUCAUGCACUGGACCUACAGAACUCCAUUUAACAGCUUUUCAAGGCAGACCACAACUUCCAACAGCUGGUCUGACUUCUCCUAGCUUCCGUUGCAGCUCAAGGUCCAAACACAUAAACCCUCUGGAAAAGAGAAGGAAUGUCCCGACUCAAGAGGACAGAGAACGUCAUUUGAUGACGAUGUUUCCAACACAUAAUGCUGGACCUUCUUCACAUCAGAAAUAAUUCCAAAAAAAUCAACAAUGUACACAGCUGACGAUGGAUGCACUCGGUUUAAAAGACAAUGCAAAUAAUGUUUACAAGAAUAAUGUGAAUAAUGAGGCACUUUUGAAGGAAUUAGGCCCGUUGGCCAGGAGGGGAAAAAGGGAAUCGCUUGUGCAGCAAAGAGAGCAUUUCAGUCACGGGACCAUUGACAUUUCAAUUAAGCAACAUGGUUAUGUACAUAGCAUGUACUACAUAACAGCGCAUAAAUAAAAACUUCAAACGAUGUUGUCCUCAACAGCAUAAUUAAAAGUGACUAAUUUACCAGUUUAGUGGCCAGUAAUAUGCCACUUUGUACAGAGGCUGGCUUGAUAAUGAGAAAAUGAUUUCAGUGACUAAAUUCUCAAAGCUUUUAAUUACAUUUUGCCCUGGGCUGAGGGAGCUGGGGCAAAUGCAAUUAUGAACAUGCAUACCAUUUAAGACCGUCUUUAUGAAUUCCAAAAGGUCCGCGCACUAAAACGCUCAAUUAAGGUAGCAACAUGAUUGGAAUCACUCUACCAUCGAUCAAUUCCCUUUGAAUACAAAAUGAUAUGGUAAACACAUUUGGACAGUUUUGAAAAAAAAAAAAAAAAAAAAAAAACCCCGUCUCGACCCAUAUUUUGUCAGCAGUUAUUCUCGCUUUAAUAUUCUCUUGAGGAAACAUGCAGCUUUUCACCGAAAGUCAGACCGACUGUUAGCACUUGAGGAGAAUCACACACAUCUCGGAUGUUUUCUGUUAAUGUGUUCUGGAAGCUAAUGGGAAAAAAAAAAAAGCACAUUAUUUUAAUAUUUAAAAUACAAAAAAAAGUCUAUCUAUUAAUGUUUACUGGUAAGGUAAUUGUAAAGUCCCUAUUAUGUUGUGUAAUUGAUAAUGGACUCUGUCUCAGAUGAAAUUUCCUUUAGCUGUCAGAUUGUAAGAUUGUAUUUGCUGAGCUCACCGGCAGCCCCGUCUACCCCUCCUCUCUUGGUUGUCUGUGUUAACGCUGCUGGGUUGGAUUCCUAUUUUCAAUAUGUUCAGUUUCUUCGCGGGAUUUGGCUACAAAGAAGCAAUUUAACAAAUAUGGAUUGCUGGGAAACCGUCACCUUCUGUGUGUUGCAAUCCAGACAGGAACUCCUGAAGUCAAAGAAAGUUGAACAGAUUUCAGUGAACUUACCUCCUCUGUGUACUGCUGUCUUGACUCUAUUUAAGUUCUGUUGUUGCUAUUAUUCUAAUGCUGUUCCCCCCCCCCCACUGUCUCUGUCAAACUACUUAGUCCAGUGGUAGAUAGAUGUAUUAUGGUGGAGGAGAGAGUGAGCGGACCAUCAGCAGUGUUGUUUCCU
Messenger RNA from Perca flavescens (yellow perch), 3163 nucleotides. It is a transcript of the gene dmbx1a, whose product is annotated as diencephalon/mesencephalon homeobox 1a. Lineage: Eukaryota; Metazoa; Chordata; Actinopteri; Perciformes; Percidae. Gene Ontology annotation, biological process: regulation of transcription by RNA polymerase II. The transcript is spliced from 5 exons. The coding region runs from base 248 to 1432 and encodes 394 amino acids. Gene Ontology annotation, molecular function: DNA-binding transcription factor activity, RNA polymerase II-specific; RNA polymerase II transcription regulatory region sequence-specific DNA binding. The record is from RefSeq and is a predicted model, not a curated record.